AUGUCUCUUGAAGCUCUCCCGAUAGAAGUCUUUGAGCUAAUUGCCGAGUGUCUCGCUUAUGAGCACCCUCCAUCGCUACUGAACCUUGCCCGGUUGAACAAGUCAUUUCACGUGUGGUGUCGCUCGGCCAUCAAUUUGGUCUUUUUUCAUGACAUCAAAAUCUCCAUUGGACUUCAAAAAGAUGUUGCCAGAGUCGUCGAUUCUAUCCAAAAGAAACUCGAGAACGCAAAUAGCUUUGGACACGUCCGGCAACUUAUCCUCACCACGGAGCGAGAGUGGACCGUUUCUAAUGCAGAGUGGGAACCACCAACGUUCUUUGCGCUUCGGCGUGUUGGACUUGUCAAUACGUAUACGACCCAGUAUUCCCAUCUGAGGGAAAUGGCCUUCAAUCGGGCUAAUAUGUUUUCCCUGGUCCAACGCUCAAAGGGCGACACCAAGGAAGUGGCAUUGUAUAGAGCUCUGGGCACACUACGAAGCCUGCAGUACCUUGAUUUGGGGUUAGAUGUAUCGCCCGCGGCAUUUUAUCGAAAGGAAGAAUGCCUAGCAGUUCCUCCCCAAGAACAGUCGUUCACAGUGAUAGAAUCACCUACCGAUCUAUCAUUCGACGAGUUCGACAAUGAGUACACGGAGCUAUACUCGGGAGGUUUUUACAAACUCCGCAAGGGCCACAUCCGCGAUGUCAUGAUCAAUUCUGUGGUGGACCAAGAUCUCGCCUGCGCUAUUUUUCGCCUCAUCUCCUCUGUUGAGAUUGAUCGUCUUCAAGAACUAGAAGCGAUCAAGGUCUCUGUCAAAGGAAAUGGCGGCGCGGGAUCCCGUUUGCACGAAUUGGUAGAUCUCGUUUCUUCGUCGUGGGUUAUUCGCCGAGAUACCCGUGAUGGUCAUCACGGAGAACUCAAAGUGGAGGAGCCGAUACGUUGGAUACCAGACCACCUUCUCCAUGCGCGUAGGGCCUACCUAGGUUCGGAGCUGGAUGAGAUAUUCCAACGUAUCUGGCCAGACGAUGGACAGCAGGAGCCGAAGCAGAAGCAGAAACGCGGCGUAGCAAAGAAGUUGCUCUCCAGGGGGCAGAAAGAGGAAGCGGAAGGAGAACGUCGUGGCUUAUGGCGAAACGAAUGCCAUAGCUUCCCUCUUGAUGUGAGCUCGUGA
Messenger RNA from Penicillium daleae, 1146 nucleotides. RefSeq lists its product as uncharacterized. The transcript is spliced from 2 exons. The record is from RefSeq and is a predicted model, not a curated record. Lineage: Eukaryota; Fungi; Ascomycota; Eurotiomycetes; Eurotiales; Aspergillaceae. Bases 1 to 1146 code for a protein of 381 amino acids.